Diaporthe amygdali is the source of this 1263-nucleotide messenger RNA. Its product is annotated as pyruvate dehydrogenase kinase. NCBI's taxonomy places the organism in Eukaryota, Fungi, Ascomycota, Sordariomycetes, Diaporthales, Diaporthaceae. The record is from RefSeq and is a predicted model, not a curated record. Gene Ontology annotation, molecular function: pyruvate dehydrogenase (acetyl-transferring) kinase activity. Gene Ontology annotation, cellular component: mitochondrion. The transcript is spliced from 3 exons. Gene Ontology annotation, biological process: protein phosphorylation; regulation of glucose metabolic process. Bases 1 to 1263 code for a protein of 420 amino acids.
AUGGUGCACAACCACCACAGAUGGAGAGCUUUCUCUGCUCUUGACGACUGGGUCGGGAAGGAGGCGAGGCCCAUCAGCCUCCGCCAGCUCAUGGUCUUUGGCCGCUCCCUGAACGAGCAGAGGCUGAUCAGCUCUGCCAACUAUGUGAGGACAGAGUUGCCGAGGAGGAUUGCACAUCGCAUCCGGGACAUGCAGACCCUGCCGUAUUGUGUCGUUGCCAACCGUCACUUCAACGACGUCUACGAGCUGUACUACGAUGCGUUCGACAAGUUUAGGAGGGUGCCUGAGAUUCGCACGCUCGAGGAAAAUGACUCUUUCUGCCAGGCCAUCAGCACCACCCUCAAGGCGCACCUGUCGGUGAUCCCGAAGCUGGCGAUGGGCAUCCUGGAGGUGAGCGCCGACGACCUGCUCCCGGCCGAGGAGCUGGACCAGUUCAUGAACGCCAUCCUGCGCUCUAGGAUCUCCCGUCGCGUGAUAGCGGAGCAGCAUCUCUCCCUCACUGAGACCUUUUACUCACCCUCCUUCUCCCCUGGCGUCAAGGUCCCCGACAGCGAUUUUGUUGGAAAGGUGUUCCUGAAGUGCAACGCCGCCGAGGUCAUCCAGCGCUGCGGCCAGGCCGUCCUCGAUCUGGCCAGAUCGGCCUACGGCGAGGACGUCGUACUGCCCGAUAUCAAGCUCGCGGGCCACCAGGACGCCAACUUCCCCUUCAUCCUAAGCCACAUAGAAUAUAUAAUCGGGGAGCUUCUCCGAAACUCAGUCCAGUCCUUGAUCGAGCGGCAGAUACAGGAGGGCCAUACAAAACGGCCGCCCCCGCCCAUCGAGGUGACCAUCUGCGAGUCAUCAAAGCACGUCGAGAUCCGCGUGUCCGACCAGGGCGGCGGGAUACCGCGUGACGUGCUGCCCUACCUGUGGUCCUUCUGCAAGGGCCCCAAGAGCCAGCAGAUCCUCGCCAACCUGACCCACGUCCCAAGGAUGGCCGCGACUCUACAGGAGGUGCGCGUCGACCGGCCCCCCGCGAGCGAGGUCAAGGCGAGCGCGGCGACCGCGAGCUACGUGAGCUCUCUGUCGUCCCUGACGAGCAGGCCGCCGAACCUGCGCCUCGGCAUGGGCUUGCCCCUCAGCCGCAUUUACGCCGAGUACUGGGCCGGGGGUCUGGAAUUACAGAGCCUGUGGGGCUACGGCGUGGACGUGUUCCUCCAGGUGUCGAAAUUGGGCAACAAAAACGAGCAAUUGCUCACAAGAGCCAUGAUGGAUGCCGUGUAG